GCUGUGCAGGUGAGUGCGGCGUCGCUGCGGUGAGCAGUGUCCUGGCGAUCCACGCGCAGGGUCUCCCGCAGCCAGCCUUGCAGCCCAGCAGCUCUCGGCGCCCGCCGUGGCGAGUCCCGUGUGGCGGCCGCACACCAAGCCCAGAGCGCUUAGCAGGUGGCCGGCCGGAGAAGCUGUCACUGCAGCCAGAGGGUGACCGCGUUGCGGGGGCGAAGCGUCUCGAGGUGACAUCGCCAGUCUUCGGACGCUGCGGCCCUGCAGGCGCUUCAGGUCCAGCCCUUGAGAGGGAGACCAGGUGAUGGCAGCCAUGAUCCCAUCAGUUUGGCCCCAGCCCCGCGUGAAAACGGCAUGCGGUUUCUCUGCUAAGUUGGUGACCUUUGAGGAUGUGGCUGUGUACUUCACCCUGACGGAAUGGGAUAGUCUGUCCCCUGAACAGAGGGCGCUCUACAGGGAUGUAAUGCUGGAGAACUAUAGGAACUUGGCCUCCAUGGGAUUUCUACUAUUCAAACCUGCUGUGAUCUCACAACUAGAAGAGGAAAAGGAUCUGGAGAACCUGUCCCAGCUGGCCACUGGAGCAGACCCCCAGGGCCUCUGGACUGACUAUACUGCUGUCCAGACUGGCAAUAAUUUGACAGAAGAAGUAUCUGAAGAAAAAAAGAAUACAGCAUUUGAGCUUCAGAAGGAUUUUUCCCAGAAAACAAACCUUUCCAAAACUUUUGUUGUAGACCAGCGACAGGAAGUCCAGUUAAGGGGUAGUGUGACAGAGAAUAUCAUUGCCACUGAGGGAAGAGUUAAGACCAGCUCCAGGGGAGGGUAUUUCUGUAGCCAGACUCCAGAUGUGCCCCAGAAUCAUACCAACUCCACUGGAGAACAAUAUUCUGAUACCAUACUUACUAAGAAUGGAGAAAUUCCUACAGAGGAAAGAUCUUUGAAUCCCGAAGAAUUAGCAGAAACCUCUCAAGGUAGCUCUCAAGUUAGUGAGCAUCCAGAAAGCAGCACUGUGGAGAAGCCUUACCAGUGUACAGAAUGUGGCAAAGGCUUCAUUGUUAAAGCAAAAUUUGUUUGGCAUCAAAGACUUCAUAAUGGAGAGAAACCUUUCAAGUGUGUGGAGUGUGGGAAAUGCUUCAGCUAUAGUUCACACUAUAUCACACACCAGACAAUCCACAGUGGAGAAAAGCCUUAUCAGUGUAAGGUAUGUGGAAAAGCCUUCAGUGUUAACGGAAGCCUAGUUAGACACCAGAGGAUACAUACAGGAGAGAAGCCCUAUCAGUGCCAGGAGUGUGGAACUGGCUUCGGCUGUAGUUCUGCAUACAUCACACACCAGAGAACUCACACUGGGGAGAAGCCUUACGAGUGUAGCGACUGUGGGAAAGCUUUCAAUGUUAAUGCAAAGUUAAUUCAGCAUCAAAGGAUUCAUACUGGAGAGAAGCCUUAUGAGUGUAAUGUGUGUGGGAAAGGCUUCAGGUGCAGCACCCAGCUUAGGCAGCAUCAGAGUAUACACACUGGAGAAAAACCACAUCGCUGCAGUGAGUGUGGAAAAGGCUUCACUAAAAACGCAAAACUCAUUCAGCAUCAGAGAGUCCACACAGGUGAGAAACCCUAUGAGUGCAGCGAAUGUGGAAAGACUUUUAGUGCUAAGGGGAAGUUAAUCCAGCACCAGAGGAUCCACACGGGCGAGAGACCUUACGAAUGUAAUGAGUGUGGGAAGUCCUUUCGGUGUAACUCCCAGCUUCGGCAGCAUCUGAGAAUCCAUACUGGGGAGAAGCCAUACAAGUGCAGUGAAUGCGGAAAGGCCUUCAACGUUAAUGCAAAACUCAUGCAGCAUCGGCGAACUCACACGGGGGAGAAACCUUUUGAGUGUAAUGAAUGUGGGAAGUGCUUUACUUCUAAAAGAAACCUGCUUGAUCAUCAGCGAACCCAUACUGGAGAAAAGCCAUAUCAGUGUAAGGAAUGUGGCAAAGCUUUCAGUAUCAAUGCCAAGUUAACUAGACAUCAACAAAUCCAUACCAGGGAGAAACCUUUCAAGUGCAUGGAAUGCGAGAAGGCGUUCAGCUGCAGUUCUGACUAUAUUGUGCACCAGAGAAUCCACACUGGAGAGAAACCCUUCCAGUGCAGUGAGUGUGGGAAAGCCUUCCAUGUCAACGCUCACUUAAUUAGACACCAGAGGAGCCAUACUGGGGAAAAGCCUUUCCGAUGUGUCGAGUGUGGCAAAGGCUUCAGCCUUAGUUCUGACUGCAUCAUACACCAGACUGUGCAUACUUGGAAGAAGCCUUAUGUGUGUAAUAUAUGUGGGAAAACUUUCAGGUUUAGUUUCCAGCUUAGUCAGCAUCAAGAUGUUCAUAGUGAAGAAAAAUCCUAAUAGAUGAAGAAAACAGCACCAACCAACCAAACAAAACACUCCCAUGUUUAGUAGGAAAUGAUCAUGGCUCAUCAGUUAUUACUUGGAAUGAAACCAUCAGAGGGGAUGAAUAUGACAGUCUUCAUUUGGAAACUUUUCUGUUUUACUCUAUUUUUAAUCAAGAUUUAUAUGAGCAGCUGAAAGUUGUAUCUAAAAUGACUUAGUUUUAUAUCAGUAACCAGUCAGAAAAUAUAAAAGAAAACAUCCUAUCUAACAGCAUUAGGAAACGUAGAUUUCUAGGAAUAAUUAUUUUGUAGGACUAGAGGAAAUUAUUCUCCACUGAGGGAAACCAAAGAAAACAGGCAAAAGGGGUGGAGAGAAAUUAAUUUAUUUCUGCUCUUGACAAUAAGAGUGCAUAACACUUCCCUUAAAAAGGGUGGGGUAAACAUUUUUUAAAAAUUGUUUGAUAGAAGUCUUAAAAAAUAUCAGAUUCAGGGACUGGAGAGAUGGGUCAGCAGUUAAGAGCACUGGUUGCUCUUCCAAAGGUUCAAUCCCCAGCAACCACAUGGUGGCUCACAACCAUCUAUAGUAGGAUCUGAUGCCCUCUUCUGGCGUGCAGGCAUACAUGCAGAGCACUCAUACGUAAAAUAUAAAUAAAAAAUAUUUCUAAAAGAAUCAGAUCCAAAGUAGAGAUGAACAAUCAAAAAAAAGGUUGGCAAAUGACUCAUUCAAAAAUAAACCCAUGUGUUUUGUUGUAAAUAAUUCCAAAUAAGUUUGAAAUGUAAAACACACACAAAACUGGAAACACCUUGUAAAAUUUGUGAUAUAAAGUGUACUAUCUAGUAUUCAGCUUUUAACAAAAGAUAACUUAAAAAUCAACAGUGGCAUUAAUAGGCUGUGCUUCAAAAUCAUGUUCUAAAGAAGUGCUCUGCUUUAGUAGUACCCCAAGGAGUAAAAAUUAGUGAAGACAUUUUUUUUGCAUGUCACAUUGAGCAUAUGAUAUGCAUAUCCCCCCAAUACUAUGCAGCUCUCAGUGAUUAUAGAUGCUAUAUUUGCUAUAGAUGCCUGUCACACAAGCAUAAAAUAUAUUUAACAAAAUAGCAUGUUAGAGUUCCAGUUUUGUAGUGUCUGAACUCUAUAAACAUUGCUAUGUCCUGAAGGUAUGUAUCUGCUUUGGAUUUCAACUCUGUGGUCUUGGGUUCCAUGAAAAUGUUGGAAUUCUCAUGAUACUCUUUGAAGUCUCUUACUCAUUAAAAAAAAAAUCUAAGCCAUUAAUAAGAUCACUUAAGCUACCAAGAAGACAAGAAACAGUAUUUCUCCAUGUUGUCAACUGUUAAUGGGUAGCAAAGGAAAUGUUUUUCUACUCAAAACACCCUUACUACCAAAUAUCCGGGUUUCCACACCAGUUUGGUUGUCUGCAGACACCAACUAGAUGGCCUCCAAUUUAUAUCAGUUCACACACUGCUCGUAAUACACAUCCUACUGGUGAAAUGAGCUCAGUCUGAGAAGACUGCCUCUCACUCCCUCCUGCAUCUUCAGACACUGGUGAUGAGUCCUACAUUUCUGACUUGGUUACAAAUUGAACACUGCCAAGUUCACAAUUUGCUGUAGUAGCUCACAGAACCUAGAGACAAUUUACAGUUACCGUUUACAGAGUACGUGAACGUCACAUGUACUGUUGUAAUAAGAGCGGCGGAGCUGCGUUCCCAGCACCCGGCCGCCCACAUGGCUAGCUUUAUACCCGAAAUAAUUACACGGAAAC
Messenger RNA from Microtus ochrogaster (prairie vole), 4100 nucleotides. It is a transcript of the gene Znf23, whose product is annotated as zinc finger protein 23. Gene Ontology annotation, biological process: regulation of transcription by RNA polymerase II. Gene Ontology annotation, molecular function: sequence-specific DNA binding; DNA-binding transcription factor activity, RNA polymerase II-specific. Gene Ontology annotation, cellular component: nucleus. NCBI's taxonomy places the organism in Eukaryota, Metazoa, Chordata, Mammalia, Rodentia, Cricetidae. The record is from RefSeq and is a predicted model, not a curated record.